AUGGCAAAUGCACAAGUUCCUGUCGUGGCAGUGCGUCCUUUGGGAGACAGUCCGGUUCAGGUUGUCUGUCCUUCAUGUCACCAGGCCGUCCUCACCAAGGUGGACCACCCCUCUGGUUUGCUCACCUACCUGCUCUGUGGUGGUCUCUUCUUCUGUGGCUUUGUUUUAGGUUGCUGUCUCAUCCCGUUCUGUGUGGACCGGCUGAGGGACGCCAGACACUCCUGUCCCACCUGCAAGACGGUUCUGGGGGUUUAUAAACGCUUAUAG
Molecule: messenger RNA, 267 nt
Organism: Limanda limanda (common dab)
Lineage: Eukaryota; Metazoa; Chordata; Actinopteri; Pleuronectiformes; Pleuronectidae
Product: lipopolysaccharide-induced tumor necrosis factor-alpha factor homolog
Exons: 3
Coding region: 1-267 (88 amino acids)
Molecular function (GO): zinc ion binding
Source: RefSeq, a predicted model, not a curated record